UCAUUUUUAGCUCACACAUACUUGGCGCAGAAAACUCUGUAGUUGGCUAGGCUUACACCUCCUAGUUGUGGCCAUCAAUCGAUAGUUGUUGACGGUAUUUGCCUGAACUGAGACCGCACGAGAAACAUCCGCGUGUCAGGAAGCUUGUGCAUCGAGUCGUUCGUCUAUGGUUAUCCCAGUUUUAUAAUCUGUUUUUUCUUAUUAUUAUUAAAUUUUUGUGUCGUCCGUCAUCAACGAUGUUUAAGCAAGUUUUCUGGUUUGUUGUUCUUUCCUUAACGUGGUCCUACGGCUGUCUCUACUACAUCAACGUCACUGAGGGACUGGCGAUGAAUGGCGAUGCUGAUAACGGCUCGGACCCUGUUCUCAUACCGGUCUUCGACAUACACGAUCCUGACUUGAAUAUAAGUUCCCCUUUGGUAGAACCGGUGAACAACACGUCAGUGAUGUCUGAUUUAUACAGUCAAGCAGUUGACCAAGUGACCACUUCAAUCUACCCAGAAGAAAGUCUGAUUUCCGAAUGCCAGGUGUCUACCAAAAACGAGUUGACUGUUAUCAAGAGCCCGUCGUUCCCUAACAACUAUCGUUCUAAUAUGGACUGCCAGUAUACAGUCUUCAGGAACUCCUCAAGGUGGUGUUCUGUGACUUUCUUAUUCAACGUGUUAGACUUGGAAGUCAGCGUGGGAUGCAGUAAAGACUACAUUGACUUGGUCGGAGAAAAGCUGUGUGGGUAUAACCCCUCAGGAGUCACACGUAUCAUCCAGUUUCAAGAUUCCAAGAUUGUCAUGAAGUUUCAUUCUGAUGAAGAACGCUCUGGUCUUGGAUUCCUGUUGACCGCUGUCCAGGAAGAGUGUCCUCCUCCUAGUUGCGAUAAGAAACUAACGGACUCCAAUUUCAAGCUUUCAAGUCCCAAUUUUCCGUCAAACUACGAGAAUCGUCGAAUCUGUGAUUACGUCAUUGUUAAAAAAUCAACACAUGUUUGUAAGCUACGCCUCCAGGUGACGCUGUUCGACGUUGAAUACGAUGACAGGUGUGAAGCCGACUUUUUUGAACUGGAUGGAGAAAAGUUUUGUGGGAUUAUGUCGGAAGGUCAGAUUGUUGAGAUGAACUUCCCAAACAAUGAGAUGUCAGGUCGAUUCCGAAGUGAUUACGCCACCUCACGUGCUGGUUUCCUCUUUGACGUCACACAGGUUGAAUGUCCGUCAGAACAACUGGUCACCGAUGAAUCGUAUGUGAAACCCAACAAUAAUUCUGUGGAAGCACGUGAAAUGACCCCCCAAAACACAAAAACGACACAAGAUACUAAACACGGAACGUACUCUACAGCUAAUGAAAACUAAUUAUGUCUUGUUUAUUUCUAGAAUUAAUCAGAAAAUCCAAUCAACAUGUAAUUAUUUGAUAACAAAGAACGUUUCCUAGGGCGGACCUUGUGAUUGGCAUGCAAAAUUAACUUAAAGAUAGUUCCGGUAACAACAGGAUUAAUUUAAAUACAGUUUAUUACUUUGUGUAGCCUAACAGUUAUCAAAUAGCAACAGAACUAAAGACACUGAAUCAAUAUAGUUAACAAGAGACAAGUUUCGCCACAUUAUUUGAAGCUAGAUUUUCAUUGUAUAAGUUUUGUUACUUAAUCUAAAUAACAUUAGAAAAAGGAGAAUGUAAGUUAUGCAUUAUAAUAUUUCCAUUGGGCAAUAGAUUUUUCAUACAAAAUAAAAUUACACUACUAAUAAACUGGUUAGUAUAAUUAAUAUAUCUUAUUUAAUUGCUUCCAUUUGACCGACACUGCUCAUAGAUUCGAUAAACGUAUAGUAAUUGUCCUUUAAGAAACCAAACUUCUUAAGUUUUGAUACCAUAGCAACGUCACACCUACUGGUACAAUAACAGCAUCACACUCCUUGAUGCCAUAGCAACAUUACACCAACUGAUACCAUGGCAACGGCUUCUUGAUAUGGAAUUGAAACUGACCUAAUGAAAAGGUCAAACGUAUUAAAAUGUUUUAGAUAUAUCAAUAAAAGCCUUACUUCGCAUCAUCAGUCACGAAUUUGUUCAUAUUUUCUGUUUAGGCAUUAUGUAGUUUUAUUCAGCUUCAUAGAUUUUAUCAUCACACAAUAUUUUCGUUAAUUACUCCUGAAAAAAUAUGUUUAUUAUUUAUUAUCAUCAUCCUCACUAUUUUCGAAAUAUUGGGAAACAUAAUUUUACAGAAAACUGUAUGAAAUUGAAAGAUUUAAGUGUCAGUAUUUAUAAUAAAAUCCUCCACGUUAUUGAUUUCAAACAUGUAAAUAUUUGCUUAAUUCCUUUCCCUAAAGGCGUUGGGUAAUAUAGACUUUCUAUAGGAUACAUCGACAGUCAACCUUCCUUCAGUGAGCAAGUAUCACAGCUGCUCUCAAUAGUUGUCAAACUGAACAUAAAAGAAAAUUGGAUUUGAAUCGACUAAGAAACAAACGAGAAAGAAAUGUAAGCUUUUACCUUCAUUCAGUCAGCUGAGAUUAAAGUAGAAAUAGAUCGAUAUCUGUUGUGAGCAGAAAUUUAAGAGGGCGGGAGAAAUAAGUUUUCAGAACAUUAAACCAAAAGAGGAACUGUGUUUUAACCUCCUGAUAUUCUUUCCAAAUAUUUCAGAACAUUGAACACGUUGUUUAAUAGGACCUAACUCUAAAAGAAGUAAGUUAACAUUUUAAUUGUGACCAAGAAGUAAGAAAAUGGGAUGCUAAUUUCCGUUGGAAGAUAAACUUUUUAUAAAUUAAUCUUUAUUCAUUAAGUUCUGAUUGAAAAGGAGCUUUUUCCUAUUACAUUUUCGAUGUUAAAUUUCCAGUUGGUUUCAGUGGUACUGUCUUGUAGUGUAAGCCUACCUACUGUCAGGAAUGUGUCAUGAAAUUUUAUACAUAAAACAAUCCAUAGAAAUGAUAUUUUAAAAAUUAUUGAAAAAUGUAGUUCAAAAGUAAACUAAGAAUUAUUUCAAAAGAUAAAAAUUGAACAAUGUAAUUGAAAGUAAGAACUUUGAAAUAUUUUAUCUCCUUAACUAAUUAGUGCUGUAGUUAUGUUAAAACGGGUUUAAUUAUAGGUUAGAAUUAGGUUUAAACUAAUUAAAAUGGUGGCAGUGUUGUGUAGUGUUUCAUUAUAGAAUUAUCGUAUUGCAGAUAAUCAUCCCGCAGUGAAAUUGAAAUCGCUGUUAACGAUAAUGGAUGUGUAACAUUCUUCGUGUGUCUAGAUACAAAAUGAUUUUUUUUCAAUAAAGAUCUGUGCAGUUA
Molecule: messenger RNA, 3239 nt
Organism: Limulus polyphemus (Atlantic horseshoe crab)
Lineage: Eukaryota; Metazoa; Arthropoda; Merostomata; Xiphosura; Limulidae
Product: CUB domain-containing protein 2-like
Exons: 3
Coding region: 237-1337 (366 amino acids)
Molecular function (GO): serine-type endopeptidase activity
Source: RefSeq, a predicted model, not a curated record